GCGGGGGGCUCCGGAGCCCCGGCAGGAAGAGGUAAACCCACCAGCUGCUGAGGGUUUCGCGCGUCCCCACCUUGAACCCCGCCAUGUGGGGUCUCCUGCUCGCCUUGGCCGCCUUCGCGCCUGCCGUCGGUUUAGGUCUGGGGGCACCCAGCGCCUCCGUGCUGGGCCUGGCGCCGGCCGCGACCACCGAGGCCCCGGUCUCGACCCCGGCCCCGCGUAGCAGCCCGGCACAGCCGCCCGCGGGGAAAGAGAACGGGACCUCAGAACAGCAUAUCCGGAUUCGAGUCAUCAGGAAGAAAAAGGUCAUUGUGAAGAAGCGAAAGAAGCUAAUUCGCCCCAUACCCCCAGUGACUGCCACGCCUUCAACGACUGCCAGGCCUUCAACGACUGCCAGGCCUUCAACGACUGCCAGGCCUUCAACAACCACCAGCCCUGUAGGGGCCCUUGACAUCCCUGAGAAGCAAGAACCAGGUUGUCCCCCUUUGGGCCUGGAGUCCCUGCGAGUUUCAGAUAACCAGCUCGAUGCAUCUAGCAGCCAGUCCUUUGGUCUUGGACCACACCGAGGACGGCUCAACAUCCAGUCAGGCCUGGAGGAUGGUGAUCUUUUUGAUGGAGCGUGGUGUGCCGAGGAGCAGGACGUUGAGCCGUGGCUUCAGGUGGACGCCAGGCACCCCACCCGCUUCUCGGGCAUUAUCACCCAGGGCAGAAACUCCAUCUGGAGGUAUGACUGGGUCACAUCUUACAAGGUCCAGUUCAGCAAUGACAGUCGGACCUGGUGGGGGAGUAAGAACCGCAGCACUGGGAUGGACGCGGUGUUUCCUGCCAACUCGGACCCAGAGACCCCAGUGCUGAACCUCCUGCCUGAGCCCCAGGUGGCCCGCUUCAUUCGCCUGCUGCCCCAGACCUGGCUCCAGGGAGGUGCAUCUUGCCUCCGGGCAGAGAUCCUGGCCUGUCCAGUCUCAGCAGAUCCUAACAGCCUGUUCCCUGAGGUCCCCAUGCUGGGAUCCUCCGACCCACUGGACUUCCGGCAUCACGAUUAUAAGGCCAUGAGGAAGCUGAUGAAGCAGGUGAACGAGCAGUGCCCCAACAUCACCCGCGUCUACAGCAUUGGGAAGAGCCAUCAGGGCCUGAAGCUGUAUGUGAUGGAAAUGUCGGACCAGCCUGGGGAGCAUGAGCUGGGAGAGCCUGAGGUGCGAUACGUGGCCGGCAUGCAUGGGAACGAGGCCCUGGGGCGGGAGUUGCUCCUGCUCCUAAUGCAGUUCCUGUGCCGCGAGUUCCUGAGAGGGGACCCGCGGGUGACCCGGCUGCUCACCGAGACACGCAUUCACCUGCUGCCCUCCAUGAACCCUGAUGGCUAUGAGACUGCCUUCCGCCGGGGCUCGGAGAUGGUGGGCUGGGCAGAGGGCCGCUGGAACCAUCAGGGAAUUGAUCUUAACCAUAAUUUUGCUGACCUCAACACACCACUGUGGGAAGCAGAGGAUGAUGGGCUGGUGCCUGACACUGUCCCCAACCAUCACCUGCCACUGCCUACUUACUACACCCUGCCCAAUGCCACUGUGGCUCCUGAAACUCGGGCAGUGAUCAGGUGGAUGCAGCGGAUCCCUUUUGUGCUAAGCGCCAACCUCCACGGGGGUGAGCUCGUGGUGUCCUACCCCUUCGACAUGACUCGGACUCCAUGGGCGGCCCGCGAACUCACACCUACCCCAGAUGAGGCUGUGUUUCGCUGGCUCAGCACUGUCUAUGCGGGCACUAAUCGGGUCAUGCAGGACCCAGAUCGCCGACCCUGCCACAACCAGGACUUCUCCUUGUAUGGCAACGUCAUCAACGGGGCUGACUGGCACACAGUCCCUGGGAGCAUGAAUGACUUCAGUUACCUACACACCAACUGCUUUGAGGUCACUGUGGAGCUGUCCUGUGACAAGUUCCCUCAUGAGAAUGAGCUGCCCCAGGAAUGGGAGAACAACAAAGAUGCUCUUCUCACCUACCUGGAACAGGUGCGCAUGGGCAUUGCGGGAGUCGUGAGGGACAAGGACACGGAGCUCGGGAUUGCUGAUGCUGUCAUUGCGGUGGAUGGGAUCAACCAUGAUGUAACAACGGCAUGGGGUGGGGACUACUGGCGCCUGCUGACCCCUGGGGACUACAUGGUGACCGCCAGUGCUGAGGGCUACCACACAGUGACACGGAGCUGCCGGGUCACCUUUGAAGAGGGCCCUGUGCCCUGCAAUUUCCGUCUCACCAAGACUCCCAAACAGAGACUUCGCGAGCUGCUGGCAGCCGGGGCCAAGGUGCCCCCGGAUCUUCGGAGGCGGCUGGAGCGGCUGAGGGGACAGAAGAAUUAACACCUCCAGCUGAAAAGCCCCAGAGCCUUGGGCAGGCUGGUCCUGUCCAGAACUGGAGGAGAUGCCGAGGGUGGG
Molecule: messenger RNA, 2414 nt
Organism: Camelus dromedarius (Arabian camel)
Lineage: Eukaryota; Metazoa; Chordata; Mammalia; Artiodactyla; Camelidae
Gene: CPXM1
Product: carboxypeptidase X, M14 family member 1
Exons: 14
Coding region: 84-2339 (751 amino acids)
Biological process (GO): protein processing; peptide metabolic process
Molecular function (GO): zinc ion binding; metallocarboxypeptidase activity
Source: RefSeq, a predicted model, not a curated record